GGGCGGGGGGAGGAGCUGGCGUGGGGACCGAGGCGGGUCAGGGUCCGCCGCGGCCCAGGUCACCCCCCGAUCCCCCCUGGGCGCCCGCGAUCGGGUCGCCCGCUGAGCCGGGCCGGGGGCUCCGCGUCUCCCGUGCACGGCGGGGAUGGCCGAGUCAGCGGGGCAAGACCUCCCCCCCCCCGUGUCCCCAGCUGUCCCCAGCCGUCACCCAAAAUAGCCCCAGGCGCGCGCCGGCCUGCGUCCCCGGCGGGCCAUGGCUGCUGGCCCCGGGCGCGUGGCCCCGGGCGCGCCCCCGAGCCCCGCGCGCUCGCCCGAGCCCGCGCCCACCCGCUUCCACGCGGUGCACGGCGCCAACAUCCGCGUGGACCCGUCCGGGACGCGGGCCACGCGCGUGGAGAGCUUCGCGCACGGCGUGUGCUUCAGCCGCGAGCCGCUGGCGCCCGGCCAGGUCUUCCUGGUGGAGAUCGAGGAGAAGGAGCUGGGCUGGUGCGGCCACCUGCGCCUCGGCCUGACCGCGCUGGACCCCGCCGGCCUGGCCGCCGUGCCCGAGUUCUCGCUGCCCGACCUGGUCAGCCUCGGCCACACCUGGGUCUUCGCCAUCACUCGCCAUCACAAUCGCGUGCCCCCCGCGGCGGCGGACCCCGGCCCACCCCCGCCUCUCCCGGGGGUCGCCGCCGCCGAGCCCUAUCUGUGCAUCGAGCAGUUUCGCAUCCCCCGCGACCGCCUGGUGGGCCGCAGCCGGCCCGGGCUCUACAGCCACCUCCUGGACCAGCUCUAUGAGCUCAACGUGCUGCCCCCCACGGCGCGCCGCAGCCGCCUGGGCGUUCUCUUCUGCCCGCUGCCCGACGGCACGGCCGACAUGCACAUCGUCAUCAACGGCGAGGACAUGGGCCCCAGCGCCAGGGGGCUGCCGGCCGCCCAGCCCCUCUAUGCCGUGGUGGACGUGUUCGCCUCCACCAAGAGCGUGCGCCUGGUCCAGCUGGAGUACGGCUUGCCCUCCCUGCAGACGCUGUGCCGGGUCGUGAUCCAGAAGAACGUGGUGCAUCGUCUGGCCAUUGACCGGCUUCACCUGCCCACAGGACUUAAGGAUUUCUGCAAGUACGAGUAAAGGCCUGCAUCGGCUCUGGGCCCUCUCGGAGGCUGGCCUCGCGGCUGCCAGCUCUCAUAAAAAG
This is a messenger RNA of Sorex fumeus (smoky shrew), 1172 nucleotides long. RefSeq names its product neuralized E3 ubiquitin protein ligase 2 (gene NEURL2). Gene Ontology annotation, biological process: intracellular signal transduction. The record is from RefSeq and is a predicted model, not a curated record. Lineage: Eukaryota; Metazoa; Chordata; Mammalia; Eulipotyphla; Soricidae. Gene Ontology annotation, molecular function: ubiquitin protein ligase activity. The transcript has 2 exons. The coding region runs from base 254 to 1108 and encodes 284 amino acids.